AUGGAUAAAUUACCAAUUGGUUAUAUCAAAGGCAAGGGAAAUGUAUACAUUCAUUCUUACACUCAUCUAGCCUUUAGAUAAGAAGGUGCCCAGAAAUAAAAAAUAUGAUUAUGUCAAACAAACCCUAAACACUGGACCAACUGUUCGGGAUAUUGAAGUUAUCAGCAAUGCAACAAUAGCAAAAAAGAGAUCUGAGAUAUUCAAAAGAAUUAAAUGUUCCACUUUGCUCAAACUGAUUAGUGUAAUAAUUGCUUAAUUUCUAGGAAGAACCUGCACAAGAAUCAAUACAUAAUAUCAUCGAUCAAUAAGAAUAAGAUCAAUUGAAAUAAUUUGAUGCUUAAAGUCAAUACAGUUAGAAAACAAGAUUCACUGAAGUCUCACAGGUUUCAGCAAUUACUUAUGCCACUGAAUAACUGGGUCUCACCGAUUAAUCUGAAUUUCUUCUCAUUGAUUUAAGAGAUCAAGACGAAUUCUAAAUGUAUCACAUUAAAGAGGCUGUCAAUUUUCCUGCUCCUUUACUUCGACAGGAUAAGUUAACUCAAUAAAUGUUUCGAUUUGUAAGUGUCUUAUGAUUUAUCAUUUCUUAGAAAAAUCAAGUAGGCAAAUUAAUCAUCAUUUAUCAUUUUGAUGAAAAAAAUGGCAUACCAUCAGCAACACUCUUUGCAGAAAAAGGCUUUGAGAAUGUUUACCUUCUUAGUGGAGGAAUAGAAAAGUUUCUCUAAAAUUAUCCAGAAGCAGUUAUCGGAACUAAAGUACCCUCAUUUCCAAAACCGGAAUGUAAAUAUUAAUAAAUAUAUGUAGAGAACCAGAACAAAAUUAUAAAGAGAUCAAAUUAUAAAGAAGGUGAAUCUUAGAUAAAUAAAUCAGAAAAAGCUAUUAGUGACACGAAAUCAUAAAUUAGUUAAAAAUCUAAAAUUACUAGAUAAUCAAGUGCUUAAAGACAGCAAUAAUAAUAAUAGUAGUAGCAUUCAUAAUUCAUAGAUAAAUGA
This is a messenger RNA of Paramecium octaurelia, 989 nucleotides long. NCBI's taxonomy places the organism in Eukaryota, Ciliophora, Oligohymenophorea, Peniculida, Parameciidae. The record is from the annotation of a GenBank genome assembly.